This is a messenger RNA of Alternaria arborescens, 861 nucleotides long. RefSeq names its product Diphthine methyl ester synthase. Gene Ontology annotation, molecular function: diphthine synthase activity. Lineage: Eukaryota; Fungi; Ascomycota; Dothideomycetes; Pleosporales; Pleosporaceae. The coding region runs from base 1 to 861 and encodes 286 amino acids. The record is from RefSeq and is a predicted model, not a curated record. The transcript is spliced from 3 exons. Gene Ontology annotation, biological process: protein histidyl modification to diphthamide.
AUGCUUUAUCUCGUGGGUCUCGGCUUGGCGGAUGAGAAGGACAUCACAGUCAAGGGCUUGGAGAUUGUGAAGAAGGCAGAACGCGUCUACCUCGAGGCGUACACGGCGGUUCUGCUGGUAGAGAAGGACGUGCUUGAAGCUUUCUAUGGCCGGGAAGUCAUCAUAGCCGACCGUGAAAUGGUCGAGUCGUCCAGCGACGACAUCCUCAAAGAUGCCGACAAAGUCGACGUCGCGUUCCUUGUAGUGGGAGAUCCAUUCGGAGCGACCACUCACACCGACCUCGUCCUCCGUGCCCGCGAACUUUCCAUUCCCACCCGCUCCAUCCCCAACGCCAGCAUCUUGACCUCGAUUGGCACAACGGGUCUGCAACUCUACAACUUUGGACAAACAGUCUCCAUGGUCUUCUUCCUUGACAACUGGAAGCCUGCCUCCUUCUACGAUCGCAUCAAGGAGAACGUUUCUAUUGGCCUACACACACUCGUCCUCCUCGACAUCAAAGUAAAGGAACAAAGUAUAGAGAAUAUGGCGCGCGGACGCCUAAUCUACGAGCCACCACGGUACAUGACAGUCGCGCAGUGUGCACAACAGAUGUUGGAGAUUGAGGAGGAUGUCAAGCAGGAGGGUGCUUACACAAAGGACAGUCUGGCUGUGGGUGUCGCGCGGGUGGGCGCCGAGGACCAGCAGAUUGUCGCAGGCACCUUGGCACAGCUAUGUGAGGCAGAUCUGGGAAAGCCACUGCAUAGCUUGGUACUGCUGGGUCGACGAACACAUGAUCUCGAGAGAGAUUUCCUCGAGGAGUUCGCCGUGGACAAGGAGAGCUUCAGGGAGGUGUGGAAGAGGGACUAUGAGGGCAAACAAUGA